UCUGACGACUUCCGGCGGGUCCUCUCGCGGGGAUUGGCUGUUGGCGGCGUUGCGGCUAAGCUCGUGUGCGGCGGCGGUGUCGGCAGCGGCUGCAGCGAAAGAGUUUGGCGCGAUGUCUCACACCAUUUUGCUGGUACAGCCUACAAAGAGGCCAGAAGGCAGAACUUAUGCUGACUAUGAAUCUGUGAAUGAAUGCAUGGAAGGUGUUUGUAAAAUGUAUGAAGAACAUCUGAAGAGAAUGAAUCCCAACAGCCCCUCUAUCACAUAUGACAUCAGUCAGUUGUUUGAUUUUAUUGAUGAUCUGGCAGAUCUCAGCUGCCUUGUUUACCGAGCUGAUACCCAGACAUACCAGCCUUAUAACAAAGACUGGAUUAAAGAGAAGAUCUACGUGCUCCUUCGUCGGCAGGCCCAGCAGGCCGGGAAAUAGUUGAGUUUGAAAGCAUUAGGGGGACGGGGUGGGCUUGGAACACAGGUGUGUACAGCGUGCUGUGGUGAAAGUUUUGUAUUUUACUGUAAAUCCUGUUUCCAUUUUGGUACAUUCUGGCUAGGAUUGAAUGUAGUAGAAGAAAUGUGAGGAUCUUCUUCAAUCUGAAACCUCCAUUGCCCUCCCUGCCUUAUUUUUUUUUUUUUUUUUACUUAAACAUUUUUAUGAUGGUUUAGAUGGAAGUUGGUUUUUGUCAGUUAUUGUUGGUUCCAGUCCUUCAAACUGUUCAUACCUGCUUUAUAACAUUCACUGUACUAACCCAUUUCAAAUUGGGGUGGGGGGUGGUGACACAGUUUAGUUGUGUCCUCAAGAUAAGUCUUAGUGAAAAACAAAUAAAUGUUCUUUAGUUAUAUUUUC
Camelus dromedarius (Arabian camel) is the source of this 841-nucleotide messenger RNA. It is a transcript of the gene ERH, whose product is annotated as ERH mRNA splicing and mitosis factor. The record is from RefSeq and is a predicted model, not a curated record. Bases 113 to 427 code for a protein of 104 amino acids. Lineage: Eukaryota; Metazoa; Chordata; Mammalia; Artiodactyla; Camelidae. The transcript has 4 exons.